UGCGUUCUUGAAUUGGUAUUGUAAGCAUCUGUGUAACGAAGAAAUGGGUUUUCAAAAUAUUUGGUACUCGCAUCCGCGAAAAUAUGGACAAGGAUCUAGAUCUUGUCGUGCGUGCGCAAAUAGGCAUGGAUUAAUUCGCAAAUAUGGUUUAAAUAUUUGUCGACAAUGCUUUAGAGAAUAUGCUGCUGACAUUGGUUUCAAAAAGUUGGAUUGAUGCUGUGACAGACAUUCUUAUAAUUCCUCAAAAUACCAAAUGUAAAAUCCACGUGACCAUAGACACAAUAUAAAAAUUCAUAACUAACUUGAUGUCAAUUUCUGUUGACAAUGAAAUUAUUUGAAUAUGUUUUGGAAGAAUUAUGAAAAUUGAAUUGUAUUUGA
Messenger RNA from Habropoda laboriosa, 378 nucleotides. It is a transcript of the gene RpS29, whose product is annotated as 40S ribosomal protein S29. Gene Ontology annotation, biological process: translation. Bases 44 to 214 code for a protein of 56 amino acids. The transcript has 3 exons. The record is from RefSeq and is a predicted model, not a curated record. NCBI's taxonomy places the organism in Eukaryota, Metazoa, Arthropoda, Insecta, Hymenoptera, Apidae. Gene Ontology annotation, molecular function: zinc ion binding; structural constituent of ribosome. Gene Ontology annotation, cellular component: cytosolic small ribosomal subunit; ribosome.